GAGCUCUUCAAUCGCGUUCCCAAGCACUUUCUCUUGCCUCUCCCACCUCCCUCACCACAGCCCACAGCGAAUACUGAUCACUACUAAUCCGCCUGCGAUCAUCGCCUCGGUUCGCUGUAGUCCGUCACACACCUGCGCGAAACUCAUACAUCAUGUCGGCCGAAACGGUGGAAACGCUCAAAGCCACCAUUGACAAGUUGGAAAGAAAAGUCCACGAGCUCGAAUCACGGAUAACAGGUCACGGUAGCUCCAGCAACGAUGGCAUGCGCAUGAUCUUGAUUGGUCCUCCAGGAGCUGGCAAGGGAACUCAAGCCCCGAAGAUCAAGGAGAAAUUUGGCUGCUGCCAUCUGGCAACAGGUGACAUGCUCCGCGCUCAAGUCGCCGCGAAGACCGAGCUGGGCAAGCAGGCAAAGAAGAUCAUGGAUCAAGGCGGGCUUGUGUCUGAUGAGAUCAUGAUUGGUAUGAUUGAGAAGGAGCUCGAGAACAACAAGGAGUGCAGUGGAGGGUUCAUUCUUGAUGGGUUCCCACGCACAGUGCCACAAGCGAAAAAGCUCGACCAGAUGCUUGAGGCCAAGACGCAACCACUGAAGCAUGCGGUCGAACUCGAAAUUGACGACAAUCUGCUCGUGGCCAGAAUUACUGGCCGCUUGGUUCACCCCGCUUCAGGACGUUCGUACCACAAGAUCUUCAACCCACCGAAGAAGGAGAUGACUGACGAUGUCACUGGCGAGCCAUUGAUUCAACGAUCUGACGACAACGAGGUGGCGCUUAAGAAGCGUUUAAGCACCUACCACGCACAGACAGCACCUGUGGUGGACUAUUACCGCACGACUGGCAUCUGGAAGAGGAUUGAUGCUAGCCAAGACCCAGGCGCGGUAUGGAAGAACAUGUUGCAAAUUUUCAAGGAGAGCGACAAAAGCACUUCGGGCGGACUGUUGGGCAAGUUGGGGCUGAAGAACUAGGAGCAUGCAUAGGCCGUCAUCAGGUCGCACGUGUAAUGCGCAGGAACAGGAACAGGUUUGGCGAGCAAUUGUGCGGGCUAUCGCGAGCCUGGCAUGUUUUCAUGAAGGCUAUGGUAAGUGUGCAUAAAAGCCGUGUCGCUGCAUUGUGUAUCAUAUGGGCGUGGUGUACUAGUGUCACCCAAAUCAAAUCCAACAAGAUCGAG
Sphaerulina musiva SO2202 is the source of this 1165-nucleotide messenger RNA. Its product is annotated as adenylate kinase cytosolic. Gene Ontology annotation, molecular function: ATP binding; AMP kinase activity. NCBI's taxonomy places the organism in Eukaryota, Fungi, Ascomycota, Dothideomycetes, Mycosphaerellales, Mycosphaerellaceae. Bases 153 to 962 code for a protein of 269 amino acids. The record is from RefSeq and is a predicted model, not a curated record. The transcript has 3 exons. Gene Ontology annotation, biological process: ADP biosynthetic process. Gene Ontology annotation, cellular component: mitochondrion; cytoplasm.